AUGUUUCCUUCUUUAUCUGAACUAAAUUUGAGCAGAAACAAGUUUGUUUCUUUAAAGAACAUGCAUCUUCCUAUGCAACUACAUUAUCUCAACAUAACAUACUGUGAGGAGCUUAAGGAAAGUCCCGAACUUCCUCCAGAUCUUAGGGAACUGUAUGCAGAUGAUUUUCUAGCCCAAGAUUGUGUCAAUAUGUUUCGAUACAGACGGUUGUAUUUGAUCUCAUUUACAAACUCUAGUUACGAACAACUUUAUUCAGACAAGAGCAAUAACAGCUCACUGAUGGAUGAAAACUGCCAACAAGAAAUUAUACAUAAUACGUUGGUCAAGAUUCUCAUUACGUUUUUCAAAUACAAACAGGCUGGUUAUCAUGAUGGAAUGCCUGCUUGGUCAGUCGUCUAUCCAGAACGUGUAAUUCCCAAGUGGUUCACGUACCAUAGCACAUUGGAAAAAAUCUCGCUUCAUUUGCCCAAAAAUUGGUGGAAUGAUGACUUCCUUGGGUUUGUUGUAUGCUGCAGCACUUACAUGGGAGAUGGUGUGUACUGUCCUGAUUGGACAUUAUCAGGAAUCCGCGACUCUUGUAGCGCAAAAAAAAAAAAAAAAAAAAAAAAAGAACCAAACUAGCACAAAAAAAAAAAAAAAAACAUUACUAGGUUUCACGCACUAAAUUAGUAUGUGAAAGGAUCAAACUGCAAAAAUGCAACUUGGGCCUUUUACGCACCAAUUUCGUGCGUGAAGGAGGUCUUCUGUUUUUUUUUUUUUUUUUUUUAGUGUUACCUUUCAAAUCACGUUUUUUUCCAUACUUUGGGCAAAUAUUAGUCAUGUUUCAAAACCCCAAAAUAUCAAUAUUUUAUAUAAAAUUUAAUAUCUUUUUUUUUGCGUACAAUAAUGUCGGCUCAUUACAUCAAGUCCACCUAAACGUUUGGAUCGUCGUUUUAGGGGUUCUAAAGUGCCCCGAAGUAAGUUUUGAAACUUGUCAUAUUUAUAGGGUUUUGAUUUAAGUGUUUUAUUAUAUUUGAAUGUACAAAUAUAAAUAUUUGAUUUAAUAAUAAUUCAUCCAAUACGAGAGGUUUAUACUAAUUAAAAAAUAAUUCAUUCCAUUUAAUUACAAUACUAAUUCAAAGCAAUACAAUAAUAAAUUACAAUAACAAUACAAUCUUCAAGUUCUAGAGGCUC
Lycium barbarum (goji berry) is the source of this 1173-nucleotide messenger RNA. Its product is annotated as disease resistance protein Roq1-like. The record is from RefSeq and is a predicted model, not a curated record. The coding region runs from base 1 to 621 and encodes 206 amino acids. NCBI's taxonomy places the organism in Eukaryota, Viridiplantae, Streptophyta, Magnoliopsida, Solanales, Solanaceae. The transcript is spliced from 2 exons.